AUGGACAUUCAAACCUUGGAGGCCUACGGAGUACAAGUCCGUAAGCCGCCGACGAUGACGGUGAGUGGAAAGACGGAGUUGGAAAAGAAGAAAACAAAACGGUGGGGGGAUUUGAAGAUGGAGGUGAUGGAAUAUGCGAGCAAUGCGAGCAUUGCGAGGAAUCUGGUGGAGACAUUGAUGGCACCUGCUGAGUUGGGUGAGGCUACGAGUCAUAUGACCCGGUCCAAAGCGGCAGGAACCCGAAAUUGGCCCAGUCGGCCAAUGUUCAGCUUGAUUGAAAGGGGUUUUCCGGGGCGAAGAGGUAAAAAGGGGCGAAAGGAUCAGGGUUUCCAGCGCGAGAAUGUAACGGGCGAUUGA
This is a messenger RNA of Colletotrichum graminicola M1.001, 357 nucleotides long. RefSeq lists its product as uncharacterized. NCBI's taxonomy places the organism in Eukaryota, Fungi, Ascomycota, Sordariomycetes, Glomerellales, Glomerellaceae. The transcript is spliced from 2 exons. The record is from RefSeq and is a predicted model, not a curated record. Bases 1 to 357 code for a protein of 118 amino acids.